ACGAACGGGUUUGGACACGAAACAUCUAGAAACCGUUUUUCUUUGUGUUUAUACAUUUGCCGUCAACUGCAUGAUAAUCAGCACGUAUUAUUACCGGUCAAGUGGCGUCAGUAAUUCAUUGCGAGUCACGAUAGACCUGAACUACGAUAGACCAAGAGUUAUACUAAACACAGGUUAAAAUGGCUGUUUCACCUUACGGCAACUGGAAGUCGCCAAUUUCUAGUAAAUUUGUCACUACAAGUGGUGUCGGCCUGCAAGAACUCCGAGUGGACACAAAUUCACAAAACGCCGAUGUGGUGUACUGGAGUGAGUUACGCUAUGAAGAACAGGGCAGAUUUGUGGUUUGUUCUUAUAACAAACGCACAACAAAGAUUGAAAGCUGGACUCCACCAGACUUCAACGUGAGGAGCCUGGUACAUGAAUAUGGAGGAGGAGCCUUCUUCAUCUUUAACGGAGCCGUUUACUUCUCCAACUUUAAGGACCAGGUUUUGUAUGUUCAGAAAGCAGCUAACAGCCCUCCUGAGGCUGUUACUGAAGUUGGCAAGAGCUGGAGAUACGCAGAUGGUUUCUACUCCAGCAAGAAGCAAAGGAUCUACUGCAUAAGAGAAGACCAUGAUGUAGUGAAGGAGGGAAAAGCAAAAGAAGCUGUCAACACUGUGGUUGUCAUCAACCCUGACACAAAGACGCAGAAUGUGUUGGUGAGUGGUGCAGAUUUUUACAGCAGUCCACACAUCUCUCCGGACGGGAGACACAUUUGUUGGAUGCAGUGGAAUCAUCCAAACAUGCCUUGGGACAGCACUGAAGUGUGGACUGCUGAUUUAACCGACAGUGGUGAUGCUGUUGUUAGUGACUCUGCAAAAAAGGUUGCGGGAGGAGCUGACGUGUCUGUGAUGAUUCCCACGUGGACAUGUGACAAUGAACUGCUGUACAUCGGAGAUCAGACCGACUGGUGGAAUCUGUAUCACGUGUCUGGGUCGGGAACACACACGAACCUCUUACCGAAGGAGACAGAAAUCGGAGGACCUCAUUGGGUGUUUGGUUCCAGAGCAAAAACCUACUGCCUCGAUCCCAGCGGAAGUGGAAAAAUUGUUACAACUUUUGGAGGGGAACUGGGUAUAUUUGAUUCCAAAUCCAAAGACUACAAGGUGAUCAACACAGGAUUUAAAAACCACUCGUUUGUUGCUUUGACGACUUCAGGAGAUAUAUACUGUCUGGCCGCCAGUCCCACACAAUACCCUUGUGUUAUCUCUGUCAAUGUGGAAAGUGAAAAGGUGAACGUUAUUCUCAAGUCUUGCAAACUGGAGUUGGACACGGGCUACUGCAGUGUCCCUGAAGAAAUAGAGUGGCCAACUGCCAAUGGUGAGAAAUGUCAUGGCUUUUACUACCCUCCUCAAAACAAAGACUAUGUGGCUCCAACAGACACACUUCCUCCACUGCUGGUUCGUGCUCAUGGCGGGCCUACCAGCACAUACUCGUCCAAUUUAGACACCAAGAUACAAUACUGGACCAGUCGAGGGAUAGCAGUCCUCACUGUCAACUACAGAGGUAGCACGUCCUAUGGAAAGCAAUACAGACAUAGGCUCCGUGGAAAUUGGGGUAUCUGUGAUGUGGAAGAUUGCUGCAGUGGUGCUCUGUAUCUUGUGGCCACCGGGAAGGUUGAUGGUAACAAGCUGUGUAUUGAUGGUGGCUCGGCAGGAGGGUACACGACUCUAGCCUGCUUAACAUUCAAGAAUGUUUUCAAAGCAGGUGCUAGCCACUAUGGAAUUGGAGACUUAUCAGCCCUUGCGGAAGACACUCACAAGUUCGAGAGCCGUUACAUGGAUACAAUUAUUGCACCGUAUGAUACUGAUGAAAACAAGCAAAUCUAUGCUAAACGUUCUCCAAUUCAUUACACUGACAAGUUAAACUGUGCCAUGGCCUUUUUCCAAGGGGAUGAGGAUAAGGUGGUACCUCCAGAUCAAUCAGUCAAAAUGUAUGAGACUGUCAAGGCAAAGAAACUACCUGCACUUUUAGAAAUGUUCAAAGGAGAACAACAUGGAUUUCGGAAAGCAGAAAACAUCCAGCGAGCUCUUGACGUAGAGUUUUACUUCUUUGGAAAAGUUCUGGGAUUCGAACCAGCAGACAAACACAUUACUGUGAGAAUUGACAAUCUGGAUGAGAAUAAAGGUAUCAAGGAUUAGCAAUCUAAAAAAUAAAAAACUAUUUCUUUGAUGGAACAUUCCACAAGUCUCUUUCAUGUUUUUUUUAUCAAAUUAUAUACUGUAAAUCAGGAAAAUAAUGCAUCAUGAUAUUGCAUUUCAACAAGUACACUCUAAAACACAUAUUUUAUUAAUGUGUCCAAUAAAUGCAAAUUUAAAAGAUCACAUUACAAAGAAAAAAAGUAAGUUAGCUUUCAAUAAAUACACAAAGGGCAUAACUGUGUUGUAUUAAAGUUUAUAUUACAACAGUUAAACAAAAGCAGUUGACAUUUGUUUCGAGAGUCAAACCAGUGGUAGCCAUCCAUGUUUUGUUAUUUUUAUUUGGUAGUACUUUACUCCAUAUUUCAUGCAGAGCAUCACAAAAUGGCAAGUUGUUGAUUGUUUGUUUCACUUGUCCAACAUGUAUUUGCUUUAAGUUUUUUUGUCUUAUUUUACAUAAUCACUACUAUUAACAUAAAAUAGUACUGGGACUUUCAUUCUAACAGAUGAUCACUAUGUGUGUUGGUGUUGGUGUUUGUAUUUUUGUUUUUUAAUUUUAUUCUUAUUAGAUUUAUUGGUUAAAAUAUAAUGCAUAAAAUAAUUAUUGCACUAUAUUUUGGUCCCAUUUUUCAAAUUAAUAUUGUGCUCACAUUUAUUUCAUAAUUUACAGUAUCUAUUUUUCCUAUAUUUAUUAUUAAAUUACAAGACAUACUGUAGAUAAUGAAAGUUUGUGAGCAACAACAUAUUACAAAAACACUGAGUGGCUUAUUAUUGUAGUAGCAUAAUUUUUGUUUUGUUUUUAUUGUAUUUUGUGGGGGCUGGGGGGGUUGAUGUGAACAUAGUAAUACCGGCAGUAAAAAAAACCCUCCCAAAACCUGCCUUAUUUCAUUAUAAAAACAUUAAUUGAUCCUGAUGAAUGUAAAAGAAAUAACAGAUGAAUGAUAUACCAGUAAUGUGAUUAUAAGUGACUCAAUAUCAAAUACAAAUUCUGCAUUUGAUGUUUGGUAUCUUGAAUGUUAAAACUUAGCUUCCUAAUUAACACAACACAACACAACACAUAAAUUGUGCAAAAUGAAUUCUUAAGUGUGUGGCUAUCAAUUGAAGAUGCCAAAUUUUCUACACACACACUAUGCUAUUGUUUACCACUUGAAAAAUCUUCAUGCUGCAGUACAUACUAGUAGUAGAGAUCUACAGUAUUUUGGGUCAGAUGUGCUUGUCAAGUAUACAUGUACUUUUUAACUGUUGUGUUAUUUUAUUUCGAAUACAUUUGCCCCCACCAUUUAUAACAAGACUAUUUGAAGAUAUAUAGAGAAUAAUAAAUGAGUUACCAGUUAUUAUCAAAUUUAUGGCUCGAGUUAAAUAAUUUUCACUUGACAUGAGCUUUAGGAACAUAAAUUUGAUAAUAACUGGUACUGAGUUUGUUAUU
This is a messenger RNA of Gigantopelta aegis, 3603 nucleotides long. RefSeq lists its product as uncharacterized. The transcript has 13 exons. The coding region runs from base 180 to 2180 and encodes 666 amino acids. Gene Ontology annotation, molecular function: serine-type peptidase activity. The record is from RefSeq and is a predicted model, not a curated record. Gene Ontology annotation, biological process: proteolysis. Lineage: Eukaryota; Metazoa; Mollusca; Gastropoda; Neomphalida; Peltospiridae.